Belonocnema kinseyi is the source of this 1087-nucleotide messenger RNA. Its product is annotated as tRNA methyltransferase 10 homolog A. Gene Ontology annotation, cellular component: nucleus; nucleoplasm. The record is from RefSeq and is a predicted model, not a curated record. The transcript has 5 exons. Lineage: Eukaryota; Metazoa; Arthropoda; Insecta; Hymenoptera; Cynipidae. The coding region runs from base 146 to 1012 and encodes 288 amino acids. Gene Ontology annotation, biological process: tRNA N1-guanine methylation. Gene Ontology annotation, molecular function: tRNA binding.
AUAACCUUAAAUAUUAAUAUCAUAAACAUGCCUGCAGACAUGCCUUAACUCGUAAAUAUGUAAUUUAAAAAAUAAAAAAUAAGUAAAAAGAUAAAAACAGUAAGCACGUCGUUAUUUUUAAAUCAUUUUAUAAAAGUACUUCAAAAUGGUCGAUAGUAAUGAUAAUAACGAGGAUAAUAAUGAAAUCGUAAACAUGAUUCUCGAAACGGAAAAGACAGAUGUGACAGCAACGACCGAAAGUAAUAUGAGCAAACGUCAGUUAAAAAGAAUUAUGAAAUCACAAAAAUGGCUUGAAAGAAAAUCUGAGAAAAGACUGAAGGAGAAAACAAAGCUGAAGGAGAAACGAGCUUUUGCUCGUGCAAAUAAUAUUGAUCUCGGACCAUCGAGAAAGGUCUUGAAAAGAUGUACAAUGGCAGAUAGUACCUGCAAAAUGAAUGUGACUAUAGACUUGUCAUUUGACGAUUUAAUGAUUGACAAAGACAUUGCGAAAAUGAUUAAACAAAUCCUGAGAUGUUACACGUUAAACAGAAGGGCUGCGGCUCCUGUUCAAUUUUCCGUCUCAAAUUUUACGGGAAAGUCGCGAGAAGAGAUGAAAAGGCACAAUGGCUAUGAGCAUUGGGAUGUUAAUUUUCACUCAGAGAACUAUUUAAAUAUUUACGAUAAGAAGAGGAUUAUUUAUCUUACGAGUGAGUCGGACAAUGUGAUAGAAACUUUGGAUCAAGAGGCUGUGUACGUUAUUGGUGGCCUUGUCGAUCACAACGCUCAAAAGGGUCUCUGUCAUAGACUGGCGACGAGUAAAAAUAUCAAACAUGCACGUUUACCCAUAGAUAAGUAUCUACAAAUGAAAACUAGAAAAGUUUUAUCUAUCGUUCAUGUAUUCGAAAUACUCCUGAGGGUCGCAGAAGGAAAGACUUGGCAAGAAACUUUGCUUCAAGUUUUGCCGGAAAGGAAGAACGCGCAACCUAUUCCGGCCGAGGCAAAAUUAAUUACCGUAUGCUCUGACUUAAAAUAAUAUAAAAAGCCUAUAAAAUAUGAUAUUUCAAAUGUAAAUUUAGGGGCGUUUUUUAAUAAAAGGAAAACAGUGCUG